AUCUUUGUUUUUUUUUCGAUUAAUUUCCGUAAUCGUAAUUCGAAGUAGCGGUUGAAAGUAUAAUUUUAGAAUAAAACUAAAAGCUCUCUAAAAAUUGUAAAAAAGUCGAGAUGUCCUAAGGUGCCUAUGAUUUUGGCUAGAACGGAAGAAAGGAUAAUAACACGGCGCGGCAUGUCGCUUAGCUUCCAGCACGGUAGACUAAUAAGUGACCUUGUGACGAGGAAAAUGACAUCUCUCGGUGGCGUCGUUGCUAAUGCGAUAAAAACAAAAUUGGAGACUGCGUUACAAACAAAGCAUUUAGAGGUGAUAAAUGAGUCAUAUAUGCAUAAUGUACCCAAGGGCGCCGAAACUCAUUUCAAGGUCGUCGUUGUUUCAGAUAAAUUCGAUGGGUUACCAUUGAUUAAGAGACACCGAUUAGUAAAUGACAUAUUACAAGAAGAACUGCGCUCUGGAGUACAUGCAUUAUCAAUAGUGGCCAAAACCCCGCAGCAGUGGGAUGUAAGUGAUAAAGUUAUAGAGAGUAGCCCAAACUGUAGAGGUGGAUUUGGAAAGUGAUCUAGAUAUAAAUAUAGUUGUAAUUAUGGACCUUAUCUAUAAUGUUAAACCUUAGAAAUUGUAAAUAAAGACUUGUGGUCAAAUCAAAACAGUAGUUAAAUAAAAUCCCUUAUAGUACAAGAAACAUAUCUUUUAAGUUAAAUUUAAAAAUUGAUUAGUCUAAUGGCUCUGGUAUUGCAUCAGUUAAAAGCACAAUUAUGAGUCUUAUAUUUGUUAUAUAAAAAAAAUUGUUUAUUAAUCCUAGAUUAUUGUUUAAAAGUAAGUUCAAUAUCUUUAAGUUAACAAAAUGUAAAUUCAAGUUUAAAUUCAGUUUUGGAUCUUCCAAGUUGAUCUGUUAUUAAUGAUUGUCAGUGCAAAUUUCAAGAAUCAAAGACUACUGUCAUUUAUGAUUGUUUUUCCAAAUUGUACCUUUGAAUGCCUAGUCAUGGCAUGGUAUGUUUAUGAAGGCAAGCACACAUCUAAUGUUAAAAAUUGUUUUAAAUACUUCAUUAAGGUAUUCAAAAUAAGCUUAAAGAUGUGUUAUGUUAUCUACUGUAGUUAUAUUUUUUUCAAUUGAAACAAAUACUGUGAAUAAGUACCGAUGUAUGUUUCAAUAAUUGACCAAAUUUAUAAUACAAUCAUGUUUAUUUUAACUAAAAUUUGUAAGCAUAUGACUAAAUAAUACCAAAAUCUAUGGUUUAGUUUUUUGCACCACCUAUGUGUAUUCUGCCAUAAAUUUUUCAUAUCCAAAAAUAAAAAAAAACAAGACAC
Messenger RNA from Pieris napi, 1305 nucleotides. Its product is annotated as putative bolA-like protein K11H12.1. Lineage: Eukaryota; Metazoa; Arthropoda; Insecta; Lepidoptera; Pieridae. Bases 127 to 555 code for a protein of 142 amino acids. Gene Ontology annotation, cellular component: mitochondrion. The record is from RefSeq and is a predicted model, not a curated record. The transcript has 3 exons.